Mauremys reevesii (Reeves's turtle) is the source of this 3443-nucleotide messenger RNA. RefSeq names its product zinc finger protein 501-like. Gene Ontology annotation, cellular component: nucleus. Lineage: Eukaryota; Metazoa; Chordata; Testudines; Geoemydidae. Gene Ontology annotation, biological process: central nervous system development; negative regulation of transcription by RNA polymerase II. Gene Ontology annotation, molecular function: DNA-binding transcription repressor activity, RNA polymerase II-specific; RNA polymerase II cis-regulatory region sequence-specific DNA binding. Bases 19 to 1446 code for a protein of 475 amino acids. The transcript has 3 exons. The record is from RefSeq and is a predicted model, not a curated record.
GCCCUCUACAGGGACGUCAUGCAGGAGAACUACGAGACGGUGACCUCGCUGGGAUUUCCCCUUCCCAAACCUGAACUGAUCGCCCAGCUGCAACGAGGGGAAGAGCCGUGGGUGCCCGAUCUCAACAGCUCUGCGGAAAGCGAGAUCCCAAGAGGUGCCCGUGCAGGUGAUGAGACGGUGAGUCAGAAUGAGGAGAAUCCACAGCUGGAAGGUCCUGAGCAGGUGGAACCGCAUGAGAUGUUCUCAGAGAGAUCCAAAGGGAACAUUUCUCAGAACAGGGAGCAGGAAAAAACCUGGGAGAGUCAGUGCAUGUCAGAAAGGCAGCUGGGAAUCCAGCCAGGGGAGAAAGCAGACAGAUCCAUUUUUUGUGGGGGAGGAUUCAAGGAUCUUAAGGAAACCGCAGCCCAGCAGAGAAUCCGCCUGGGAGAGAGAAAAAACAGUUGCACGGCCUGUGGGAAAAGCUUCAGCCGGCGCUCAAACUUUAUUUCCCAUCAGCGAAUUCACACCGGAGAGAGACCCUAUACGUGCUUGGAGUGUGGGAAAAGUUUCAUUCAAAGCACACAGCUGAUCAGGCAUCAGAGAGUGCACACAGGAGAGAAGCCCUAUAAAUGCCUCCAGUGCGGGAAAAGUUUCAAUCAGAAUUCACACCUCAUUAGACACGAGAGGGUGCACCGGGGAGAGAAAUUGUAUAAAUGCCCCGAGUGCGGGAAAAGCUUCCAUCAGAGUUCGAGUCUUACCUCACAUCAGAGAAUCCACACCGGGCAGACGCCCUUCGAAUGCCUGGAGUGUGGGAGAAGUUUCGAUUGGCGCUCACGGCUUAUUGCGCAUCAGAGAAUUCACACAGGAGAGAGACCAUAUAAGUGCCCGGAGUGUGGGAAAUGUUUCAUUCACAGCUCAGAUCUUCUUUCCCAUCAGAGAAUCCACACAGGAGACAGACCCUAUAAAUGCCCCCAGUGCGGGAAAAGCUUCAAUCACAGCUCCGAUCUUCUUUCCCACCAGAGAAACCACACGGGAGAAAAACCCUACAAAUGCCAGGACUGCGGGAAAAGCUUUAAUCGGAGCGCUCACCUGUUUAGACACCAGAGACUGCACACGGGGGAGGAAUCUUAUAAAUGCCCCAACUGUGGGGAAAGCUUCAGUCAGAUCUCAGAUCUUAUUUCACAUCAGAGAAGCCAUACGAGUGAGAAAUCCUAUGAAUGCCUCGACUGCGGGGAAAGGUUAAGUGAUAGAUCGGCCCUUAAUAGACAUCGCCGAACCCACACAGGGGAGAAACCCCAUAAAUGCCUCGACUGUGGGAAAAGUUUUGAUUGGAGCUCGAACCUCAUUGUGCAUCGGAGAAUUCACACGGGAGAGAAACCCUAUAAAUGCCCAGAGUGCGGGAAAAGCUUCAAUCGGAACUCGCACCUCAUCCGACAUCAGAGACUCCACACGGGAGAGAAGCCUUGAACGUGUCCGCUCUGCAUUCAGAACGCACCACUGCCGGGGACUGAUUUCUAUGGCGCUCCAUCGUGGGCAGCCUCGAAAAGCCUAGAAGCCUAAGAAUCCCACCGCAGCCUGAGCAGCAGCAGCCUCCCAGGGCUCGUCUGGACUUGGGAAGCGGGUUAGCGUUAGCUAGCAUGACCCCAACUCCGACCAAACCUCCCCCAUGGUUCCUAGUGUCGGCCGACUCGGAGUGUCUCAUUUGUAUGGUUCCUCCCCUCCCCCCCUAUUAGCCAAGUGAUUGUGAGUCCCUGAGUUCCCCCUUCAGAGACAGAUUGGCUUCUUCCCGGUCGUUCUGAGGAUGCCCAAUGCCGUUCUGAAGAGCUGCCAUUUCUUGGUACCUUUUUCCUUUUAUAAAACGUAAGUGAGUAGAGAGCUGGAGCAGAGAGAGAAAAAUGUGUCCUCACAGCCUCCGUGUUACUCAAGUGGACAGGGUGAGCGGGGGAUUCCCUCCUUCCCCCCUCCAUUGUCACAGUCCCCCUUGACGCAGCAGACAUGAAGAGUUUAUCCUUCCCCGUUCUCCCGCUCCACUUCCCCCAGUGUCUCGUGCCACAGUGCUGUCAGCUCUCCAUGCUCAGGAGUCACACCUUGACUUGUUUGAGCCCCGAUCAGACCGAUGAAGGCUGGAGAGGCACGUGUCAGAGACCUGCAGGGAGAAUUUGAAGGAAUUCCCAAGCCAGCGUGGCUGUUCUGAGCUUAAAUCCAGGUGCCAAGCUGUUGGUAAAAGGCUAGAUCCUCAAAGGGACUUUGGCAUGUUAAGUUCCUAAAUCCCAACACCUAGGCACCACUGAGCGCCUCAAAAGCCCGGCUUGGCUACUGCCUAACCCUGCAGGUGCCUGCAUUCCCUAGGGGCCUAAACUCCUGCCUGUAAAGUCCUCUGGGCAGCUAAGUUUCAAGAGGUCAUCUACGCCCUCCCCCCUUGUGAGGCAGGAGAAGGCUGUGAUCCCUAGCCUGAAUCACAGACAAAACCUUGAGGAGAGAGUGGGUGACGAGCCGGGAAAUCCAUGAACAAUUUACAAAUGCUCUGUGAGGUUCUGAUCUUUCCAUGUGCAUCUGUGUCAAACUGCAAACCCCAUUUUCAAUCGCCAGGCUGAUCUCUACCGUCCCACCAUCUUCCGACCUCCAUCCUGACCUAGAAUUCCAUACGGGUUGCUGGCAUGGGGCUAACAAUGGAGAGCCGUUAACCUUUCACCACUCGCCAUCCACGCAGGUCAAGAGAGAGCAGCUAAGCAAGGCCAAGCUGUUUUUAUAGGCCGAUCAGGGAGGAUCGCUUGGCAACAAAGUCACCUGGCGAGCAUCUGCGGUGGCCUGGGGAGCGUGUCAUUUGAUUUGGGGAGGGGUAAACAUUAUAAAAGAGCAGGAGUUGCUUCUUCUUCAGGGCCGUUUAGCUCAAGAGGAGGGGGAAGUCCAGCGUGUAGGAGCCUGAUGAGGCAGGGAAUCUGCUUCCAUACUUGCACACAGGUGGUCCCCUCAAAGGCCCCCCAAGGACAGGAUGAACUACUGAGGGGCACUGCUCUGAGAAUGCUGCUUGUGUUCUGUAUGGUCACGUGUGCUUUAGCUGUUAAGUAAAAGAGCAAUGGUGUUCCCCGUGCAAAGCGUGUGUGUGUGUGUGUGUUACAUGUAAGCGUGUGUGUGUGUUACAUUUUUAUCGUAAAUGUUGAUUUCACUGGACACACACAAAUAGAUGUAAAAUAGUUCCAUAGAAAACAACCUGAAAUUUACGAAUAGGCAAAGUAAGAAAAACGCUGCUUGAGAAACUUAUAGAGUCCAAAUCCUGGUAUUUAGACCUUUUCAAUGAGGCUUAUUUCAAAAGCGCUAGGGAACGACUAGUAAAAACAGGUACGAUUGGUCGAUGUAAGGAUACGUAUUCUGUGUAUUCUGGUGUGGAAUGCUGACAAUUUGUGGUUUAAUGGUUUAUAAAAGUUUGAAUGUUUUGACUCUUGACGCAUAUGGUCAUUAAAUAA